Trematomus bernacchii (emerald rockcod) is the source of this 6400-nucleotide messenger RNA. It is a transcript of the gene sncaip, whose product is annotated as synuclein, alpha interacting protein. The transcript is spliced from 12 exons. Gene Ontology annotation, molecular function: ubiquitin protein ligase binding. The record is from RefSeq and is a predicted model, not a curated record. Lineage: Eukaryota; Metazoa; Chordata; Actinopteri; Perciformes; Nototheniidae. The coding region runs from base 144 to 2975 and encodes 943 amino acids.
GACAGAGGGGAAAAAAACAGCUGGAUCCAAGGAUCAGUGCUGCUAGCGACUCAGCUAGCUGUAUCACCCCAUCAAGCUAGCUCUUUUUCCUCGGCUGCCUGACUUCCCUAAGCUGGUGGUGAGGCUGAUGAUGAGGUGUGAAGAUGGAAGCUCCUGAAUACCUGGACCUGGAUGAGAUCGACUUCUCUGAUGAUUCAGUGUAUUCCGUGACGUCCCUGAAGAGCAUCCCAGAAUUAUCCAGAAGGAGUGAUGGCUCAGCCGAGGAGAGACCAGCUCCAGCCAUCAACUGGAGUCGCAGCGUUUCCUCCCUCAGCAGCGGGGGAAUCAAACCCACGGGGCUCGCUGAGGUCCACAGUAAGUUCCGGCCGGUGAAGAGGGUCUCUCCUCUCAAACACCAACCAGAGACCAGCGACUGCGACUCAGAGGGGAAAGUCCAGAGCCAGGGUCUGGGCGAGGAGGGGGAGGCCAGUAAGGAUGACCCCAACUCUGACAAACCCACCCACGCCUCCACCUCCUCUGAGGGUCCGGGGGGGAAGGAGGACGGCGGCUGCGGGGGAGUGGUCGGAGGGAACAACCCCGGGGCUCUAUUCGGGGAGCUGGAGCACUACGACCUGGACAUGGACGAGAUCCUGGACGUGCCGUACAUCAAGUCCAGUCAGCAGAUGUCCACGCUGCCUCGCGUCCCCCACGACAAGCGCUCGGUGACGGGGAGCAACCUGGGUGGAGGCACCCUGGGCGGUGGCACCCUGGGCGGAGGCACCCUGGGCGGAGGCACCCUGGGCGGAGGCACCCUGGGCGGUGGCACCCUGGAGAGGACCCGGGGAGGGGGGCUGAAGAGCUCCACUUUACCCCACAAUGAGCCUCUGAGUCUGGGCAGCAGCUCACAAACUCCGUAUUGUGUCCUGUCUCCGGUGAAGUGGUCCGACCUCAGGAAGUCCAAGUCGAUGGAUCCAGACCUCCACCACCUCCACCGCCCCCCCGCUGGAGGAGGCUACCAGUCGGAGCUGGUCUCCUCCGGGAUCCUCAGCUGCUCCUCCUCCCUCUCUUCUUUCUCCGAUGCAGACAAGCUGUUGUCUGCGCGGGUCUACCCGGACUCCCAGAGCCAGAGACAGAGCGUAGAUCCUCCAGGUGGGGGCCCGGGGAUGAUGUUCCCCUUGCCAGGGUGCAGCGUGGGCCGGCAGGACGCCUCCAUGCCCUGGGCUCCUGGAUCAGGAGGGGGGGGAGGCGGAGGCAGCGGGGGGCCAAGGGGGUUCGGAGCAGGAGGCGAGGUGGACGAGGAGACCAAGAAGAACCAGAACAUCAUCAACAUCGUCAGAGAGGGACAGAUGUCUCUGCUGCCUCACCUGGCGGCGGACAACCUGGAGCUGAUCCGAGACGAGGAAGGGAACAACCUGCUGCACGUCUCCGCCUGCCAGGGUCACGCUGACUGUCUGCAGCAUCUCACCUCUCUGAUGGGGGAGGACAGCCUCAACGAGCGCAACAACCAGCAGCUCACCCCGGCUGGUCUGGGAGUCAAGAACGGUCAUCUGGAGUGUGUGAGGUGGAUGGUGAGUGAGACGGAGGCCAUCGCAGAGCUGAGCUGCACCAGAGAACAUCCCAGUCUGAUCCACUACUCUGCUCGAUAUGGACAGGAGAAAGUGUUGCUGUGGCUGCUUCAGUUCAUGCAGGAGCAGGCCAUCUCUCUGGACGAAGUGGACCAGAACGGGAACAGUGCGGUCCACGUGGCCGCUCAGUACGGACACCUCACCUGCAUACAGACCCUGGUGGAGUACGGCUCCAACGUGACGUUCCAGAACCAGCAGGGGGAGCGGGCCUCCCAGAGUGCCGAGCGGCAGGGACACACCACCUGCGCUCGCUACCUGGUCGUCGUGGAAACAUGCAUGUCGUUGGCAUCGCAGGUUGUUAAGCUCACCAAACAGCUCAAUGAACAGGCAACAGACAGGAUCACUCUACAGAAACAACUGCAGGGACUGAUGGACCCCAACAAGACAGAGGGUUCACCUUCAAGAUCACCCAGCUCCCAUCAGCCCUCAGUGGAGGCGUGGCCGGAGAUGAUGCUGACAGCAGAGGGGACUCCAGGUGACGGUUGGUUGGUUCGUCAGGGAGGGGUGGGCCCAGACCCCGUGCUGCGGCAGCUGCUGGGGAAGGACACGCUGGGUCCCAGGGAGAGGCUGCCUCCGGCGGGGGGCCCCGUGGCCCCUGGGGCCCGCAGGCCGGGGCUCGUGGAGAGGAGAGAGCUCAAACUAGCCAGACUCAAGCAGAUCAUGCAGCGCUCUCUGAGCGAAUCAGAUUCAGACGGUUAUCCACCAGAGGAAGGUAAAACUCAAGACGCCUCUGCCUCAAACACACUGCGACCUGAUAGGCCGUCCCACCUGCCAAUCACAGAGGAGGAGCCAGCGCCAACCCAACUUACCCUGACGAAUAGGAAGCCCCUCCCCUCCUCCUCGUCUUUCUCUUCCACAGCUGAGAGGAAGCUGGCGUUUACUCUCAGCGGGUCCAAGUCAGCGGAUAGCGUCGGAGUCAACCCCUCCCCCACCUCCAGCGACCCCGAGGCGGCCGACGGUAAAACUCCAGAUGCUCCCGUCGACCUCCACGACGGCGCUAACGGGCAGAAGGUUGCCACCAGCCCCAAGAGCGCCCUGAAGUCGCCCUCGUCUCGCAGGAAGACGUCUCAAAACCUCAAACUGAGGGUCACCUUCGACGAGCAGGUGCACAAGAGCACCACUCAGGAGGCAGAGCAGACCAAAGGGCAUCAUGGGAAGGAGAGGACUCCAACAGGAAGCUCUGAAAGCAAGCGGUCGUUCGGGGCGUUCCGCUCCAUCAUGGAGACUCUGAGCGGAAACACAAACCACAACAACAACAACAGUCAGCCAGGCUCCACCUGUCAGAACUCACCCGGCAGGAAGUCAGAGAGUAAAGGCAGCCCAGCAGGAGGGGGGGGGGCCCGGGGCAAGAGCAAAACCAGUAAUGUUUAACUAACCAGUGCCCCCUGAAGGACAGAGAGCACAUAGCAAACAAAACACAGCACAGAGCACACAGAGAGAGGCAGCCAACAUGAGAAAUGUAUCGUGAGUAACCUAAAGUAGGGUGUCCUUUUUUCUGUUUCAUCAAAAUUGAACACGCGUACUGAACACUUUCACUAACAAACAUGGCAGGAAUCAGCAGAACUUAAUAGCACAUAUAUCUUUAAUGUCCAUAGAAGGAUAAACGUCUAUAAAUCCAUUUAGAAAUUGGAUGAAAUAAUACAAUUCUAAAAAAAGUUUGGAUGUAUUCCACAGCUAAGACACUAGUCAACUUGUUAAAAAAUGAGGUCCUAUUUAUUUUCCUCACCACUCCUAACCGAGAAAUGUCACUGGUCAAGGAAAGAAUAAGAAGGAGAAUUCAUCAGGAUUUAGGAAAAGAAAAUGUGGGUGGUGAGAGAAUCCGACUGGGCGGCGUGUUCAGGAUGCUGAUUAGCUGAAGUCCGUUUUACACUUUAUAUAUUAUACACUAUAUAUCUGGUAUAUUGAAACUACACGCCGAUUAGGAAAUCGGUCUUUUGGUAAUUUAUCACCGAUAAAAUUAAAUCAAUACAUUUCAUUUCACUUCGACUUAAAAGUCAAUUAGUGAAGGUGACUUUUCGAUGAAGACCAUUAAAAGUUCAAAUGUUCAUCUUAAAUCCGGGUAAACAACAUUUGUUCUCUUUUACCCAUAAUCCCCCCACAUUACUUCCUCAAACAUACUUGAUUAUAUACUAAAUAUUUCCUUAAAAAGGUUUCAGGCAACUUUUUGAAUAAAAAAACCUUUACUCAAGGUCCACUGACGAGCUUUUUAUAGAUCUUGUCUUUCCAAGAAAUCGUUUGAGUUAGGAUUAUUUCACUUUCACACUCUUAUGAACAGUUUAAAGUGAAUUGUUAUUUGUUUCAGUUUGCUUACCAUACGUUUCUCAUGUUCUUUGCUUCCUAUGUUUGACUCUUGAUGUUUUUUCUACAGUUUAAGACAAACAAAGCUGUUGCUGUUUGUUUUCUUGUUCACAUGCGUUGAAUCGCUACAAAGUGAAUAAGAAGAACAUAAUAAUGUGUUUUAAUGAUACUGAAGCAAUUGCUUUUAUUGAAGGACUGAAAAAAGUUGGAGUAUUAAUCAGCGUCCUGUAGAAAUCUCACAUCAGCAAAAAAAAUACUUUCAUACAUUUUGAAUUUCUUCACAUUUAAGGUUACAUUGGUUUACUUAAACUAAAAGGUGUCAAAUGUUUUCUAAACAGAAAGCAAAGUUACUCUGAACUCCACUAAAUAUGAAGUAUUAGUAUUUAUGUUUAUGCACACCUAUGAUUUGUUAUAAUUGUGCACCUGGUUAACGUGCACCAGCACAAAUAGUUUUAAAACCACUGUAUAUAAAGUAGUAUUUAAUUUUCCUUUGCAUCAUAUUCCAAAAUUAUUUUUUUUAUUUUCAUGGGUAUUAUCUAUGCAGUAUUUUUGGCAUGAAGUGGACUUUACUUGUGUGAUGUGUUUGAGACUGGGAGGUUUAAGGAUGCACCUUCUAGCGGCAGACAAACGGCAGACCUUAUGAACUUUAAGAGACAGAAGUUGAUCAUUCCAACUCCAGAGAUUUUAAACUCCUGACAAACUUUCCCGAAGCUUAAAACCUGACAACUGGGGCUGUUUCAGUGUGGCAAUACUUGGUAGCUGGAAUUACGAUAUUAAUUGUAAAUAACUAAAUAAUGUGGGUACCCAUCACAAGUUUGAGAGAUUUUCACGUUUUGUACUACGACAAAAAAUACGUCAGUAAUUAAUCUACUCGUGAAUCUCUGCUAACAAGUGGCUAAAUGAGACUACUUAACGGGGAGGAACGUUAGCCAUCUUUAGCUUAGCGGGAGUGACAUGAAUUUAUUAUUUAUUAUGACAUUAUUUCUGGCUAUUGCAUUUACGCUGCAACUAUUUUAAAGAAGUGAUGUUAAUAUGUUCAGAUUAUCCUGCCAAACAAAAUGUGUUAGUAUUGAGACUCUUAAGCCUUACUAGCAGCUUCAAGAGGAAGCAACCUCAAAGUUUACCAGGGUAGGACGGAACUGUUCUGUUCAGCAGGAUAAUCCCCACAUAUCGCGAUUGCCAGAAGUAAAAACCUAAUGUUAGGCAACAUUACGGUCACAUUUCGUCACGUAAACACCGCUAAGCUAAAGGCUGCUAAUGUUUGGGGUGAUGACGUUUAGUUGUCUCAUUUAGUCACUUGUUUAUUAAAAUGAUAAAUGAUACAAAUACAGAAUUCAGCCUUGGCUCUCUGUUGCUUUGGUAGAACCUGGAUCUCACCUGUUAUGUGUAGUUUCCAUGUUUAGGGUUGAUGCAAAUACUGUUUUUGGUUCCGAUGCAGCGGAAUACUUCUCAUUGCUUAGAGCUGUGAGACUCUGGUGUGUUUUCUACUCAGAUUUAUUUCUAGCUUUACACAAUCUUUGGCUGUUGAGGUUAUGAUGGUGGAUAUUUUUGAGGCAGUGGAUUCUGGGAGGAUUUCCUGCAUCCGCUUUGCUGGUUCUGACUUUUUAAAGGUACAGUCCAACAUAAAAAGGUUGGCAGCUUCAUCUGUACAUUUGAAUGAUUAAGUGAAGAAAGAGAACGUGGGAUUUCUUAUUCGGUUAAGACUUAAGCCAUUUGUUAGUUGGUUAAAUGUGAGGGUCUUUGAAGGUUCCUGGAAAUAAGGAUGAUUUGUUACCUUCCAAAUGAUGCAUCCAGUUAUUUCAUUCCAAUAAAUAUAAUGGCUUGCAAAUAAUACAUAAUAUAUUUCCAAAUGUAAUAAUAUUACUAAAUAUGAACUUGGUUUUAAAUGGAUCCUUUCAACUUAUAAUUCAUAUUUCAACAUAGCUAGCUAAAAUAAUUUGCCUAUAUUUUUCUUCAUAAUCGGUUCUUUCCAAGGAAACUGAGUGUUGCCAAACUUUUUUAGGGAAGUUUUCCAGACUCCAUUGCCUCGGAAUCAAGUUCGCUGCCAAAACAAUCAGUGUUAUGUCUAUGGGUUUAUUUGUGUCUGUGAGCUUGUAUUUAAAAUGCAGUUUAUUUUAUUCACAGUUUCUUUAUUUCAAGCAUUCCUUCAGGAGGAGGAAGGCAUCUCUGCAUUGUUCUAACAGAAACAAACUGAACUCGUCCUCUCUGUUUUCGGUUUACUAUGAACUCUUGAGACGGACAGUGGUGCUGCAUUCUUUCAGAACAAAACGACGCAAUAUCAGUGAAGGUCCGAGGAGACUGUCCGAUGUGAACUUAAUGUGCGAUCCUAAGAAGUGAAAAAGAAGCUGAACGAGUGGGACAAUGUUUCAAGAACAUUGGAAUUAAGAUUUGUAAUCACAUUGACUUUUCUUGACCAUCCACUGAUGUUUCUUUUUGUACAGAAUGACGGACAUUUGUUAUUUGACAUUAAAGCACCACACAGGUGUUUUGCAUCUUUU